Pipistrellus kuhlii (Kuhl's pipistrelle) is the source of this 6324-nucleotide messenger RNA. It is a transcript of the gene FER1L5, whose product is annotated as fer-1 like family member 5. NCBI's taxonomy places the organism in Eukaryota, Metazoa, Chordata, Mammalia, Chiroptera, Vespertilionidae. Bases 131 to 6313 code for a protein of 2060 amino acids. The record is from RefSeq and is a predicted model, not a curated record. Gene Ontology annotation, cellular component: cytoplasmic vesicle; T-tubule; membrane. Gene Ontology annotation, biological process: macrophage activation involved in immune response; vesicle fusion; negative regulation of phagocytosis. Gene Ontology annotation, molecular function: calcium-dependent phospholipid binding; calcium ion binding. The transcript has 52 exons.
ACCCACCUUUGUGACAUCACCUCUAUUGCUAAGCAACAGACUCAGGAGUCCACUAGCCCCAUACGCCCUGGGGGAAGCUUUGGACAAAGGUGCUGGGAGAAGGAAGCUCCGGAGGAAAGGAGUCGCCAACAUGCUGCGUGUGAUAGUGAAGUCUGCCACGAUUAACCCGCCCCUGAGCCCCCCACCCAGACCCUGUGUGUCUGUCUACUUCAGAGAUGUCAAGAAGAAAACUACGGAGGGAGAAGGAAAUAACCCCACAUGGAACGAAACCUUAAUUUGGCACCUCUGGGACCAACCCCUACAGGAUGACUCUUUCCUGCAAGUCAUCCUUCAGGACUUGUGCUCAGAAAAGAAAGGAAGGUUCAUUGGCUUGGUCACAAUAUUGCUCAAGCCCUUGGUGAUAAAACCAAGAAAAGUUCUUUUUGUGAAGGACCUGACCCUCCUCAACCAUUCCAUGAAGCCCACACAUUGCACUAUCACCCUAAAUGUGGCCCAAAUGACCAGCCAGGAUAUUGAGAAGACAGGAGAUGGAGACCUCCUAGGCGUAACUGCCCUGGAAGCAGCCAGGCAGAAGCAGAUGGCUCCCAGCUACGUCGCACACAAGGAACUGUCCUCAAAGCCGCAGCACUUUCAGGUCCAAGUGAAGGUGUUUGAAGCCCGCCAGCUCAUGGGCAACAACCUCAAGCCAUUGGUGAAGGUGGUCAUUGGAGGCCAUCAGAACCACACCCGCACAAAGAUGGGAAGCAACCCUUUCUUCAACGAGAUCUUCUUCCAGAAUUUCUAUGAGAUUCCUGCAAAGUUCUUCGAUUACUCCAUCUUAAUCCAGGUGCAGAAUGCCUCAGGGAUAAGAGCCACUUCGGAGAUCGGCAGAUUCCAAACAGAUAUUGGUUUUAUCUACAAUUCUCCAGAUCACGCACUCCAGAGGAAGUGGUUAGGCCUCUGCCAACCAAAUGAACCCCACAGUGGUGUGAGAGGCUACCUGAAGGUCACCAUCUGUGCUCUCGGUGUGGGAGACCAGGCCCCGGUAGAUCAAAAGCUGCCCUAUGAUGUCGAUGACACCAAAAUUCACAUCUUGAAGUCAACAAUAGUCCCGGUGAACCUGGCCUACUUACAGUUCUUCAUCUACUGUGCAGAGGACCUUCACCUCAAGAAACACCAUUUAGUGAGUCCAAUGUUGGAAGUGGAACUAAUCGGGGAAAAGCUGAAGACACAGGUGAAGACCCAAACCGAGAACCCCAUCUGGAACGAGAUCCUGACCUUACAGAUUCAGCUGCCCUGCCUCUCCAGCUACAUCAAGUUCAGAGUCUGGGACUGCCCCAAGGGCAAAUUCUGGAGUGAAAUUGGGACUGUCAGCCUGAUACUCAACCAGAUCUCGUCCACCGGAGCAGAAAUAGAAGGCAAGCAGCCCCCAGCCCCCCGCCAGUGCCUCUCGCACCUGGCCGCCCUCUCACCCUCUCUUCUUGCAGGAAUGUACUCUGGUUUCCUACCCUGCUUUGGCCCCAGCUUUUUGACUCUCCAUGGGGGUAAAAAGGCCCCUUUCCAGAUCCAAGAAGAAGGCGCUAGUAUCCCCAGCUCUGUUAAGGACGGUUUGGAGUAUCGAGGCCGGAUCUUCCUGGAGUUAGUCACCAACACCAAGUCCCAGCCAGACACUAGGAUAAAUGACCUCUCCCAGGAAGUGACCAGUGUAGAGAGGCACAUGAACCGCCAAAAGUAUGGGCUGUGCAUCAUCUUCCUUUCCUGUACCAUGAUGCCCAACUUUAAGGACCUGAUCCAAUUCGAGGUCAGCAUCGGCCACUAUGGAAACAAGAUGGACCAGAAUUACAAGCCUCUCGUCUCAACUACACAGUAUAGCCCAGUGAUAUAUGAUGGGAACGUCUACAAUUACGUGCCCUGGUACAACACCAAACCGGUGGUGGCCCUCACCUCCUACUGGGAGGGCGUCAGCUUCCGCGUGGACUGCCUCAACCUCCUGCACUUCACUCGGGACCGCCUGAAAGCCAACCUGGACACCCUGAAAUCCAUUCGGAACCCGAGGGACCCCGCCCUGCUCUCCCAGUGGAGGAAGCUGCUGAGGGAGCUGGUGGAGGACUGCAAGCACCCUCUGCCCUGCAUGAUCGACCAGCCCAACGCCACUGAGCUGGACAGGGAGAGGUGGCAGCUCCGUUGCCACCUGCUCAAGGAACUGGCCCAAAAGGCCAAGGAAGUUCAGCCGAGGGACAUGGUGGCCACCGUGGAGGGCUGGCUAUACCGCCUCAACGCCGUGCUCCCCGAGCCCCAGGUGAGCAUCCCGGACGUGAUGAUCUGGCUGAUGGCCAAGGAGCAGAGAGUGGCCUACGCACUGGUGCCGGCCCACGCCGUCCUGUUCUCCCCGACGGGGCCUCUGCACUGCGGCAAGCUCUGCGGGAAGAUACAGACCCUGCUCCUGCAGUACCCAGAGGGCGAAGGGCCGAAGGACUCGCUCCCGGCCCAUCUCCGGGUCUGCAUGUGGCUGGGCGACGUCACAGACAGCUGGGACCUGCAGCUGCUCCGAGAGGGCGAGGUGGUCGUGUACGCGGAGACGUAUGAGAACCAGGCCAAGUACAAAGACCAGUGGGGGCAGCAGGGGCUGUACCAGUCCCCCAACUUCUCCGACGUCCUGGGCCACAAGGCCCUCCCCAAGGAGGACUUCAAGGAGCCCUCGGGAUGGCACUGGGCGGGGAAGUGGACGGUGGAGCCGCAGAGGAGACUCCUCCUGGACACAGACAUCAACAAGAGCCAGGUGCUGGAGGAGGUGUAUGAGAACCAGCAGCGGGACCCCGCGGGGGCCUGGGUGCCGGCCGCCACCCCCAACACCGACGUGGACGGGAAGCCCGUGGAGGCGCGGGAGAAUGUGAAGUGCCCCCAGGGCUGGCACGUGAAGAAGAACUGGACGGUGGAGCUGAACCACGCGGUGGACGAUGAGGGCUGGGAGUACGGCGUGGGCAUCCAGCCCUCCGGCCUGCCUCCGGUCUGGAACUCGGUGGAGAAGACCUACUACUCCUGCCGCCGGCGGCGCUGGGCGCGCGUGCGCUGCCGGAACCAUGGGAAGCUGAGCCCGGAGCAGGAGGCCCUGUCCUUCCUGCAGCUGGACCACGCCGGCCCAGCCCAGGAGGAGGAGGAGGGCUGGGAAUACGGCACCCUGGGCUCCAAGUUCAACCUGAACCCUCAGCCCCAGAGCCGGUUCCGCCGCCGCCGCUGGCACCGCAGGCUGGCCCCCAACAAGGACAAGGGCAUCGCACCCGUGUUCCUCCUGGAGGGAUCCCUGGGGAAGGACCUGAAAAGGCUGGCCGAGAAGGAAGAGAACAGGCCGCCGUCACGGGGUCUCGGCAGGACGCUCAGGGGGAGCUCCUGGAAGCCCGCCCCGGAGAACACCCCGCCCCACCUGCCUUUCAUCUACUGCGUCUUCAGCAAGCCCCACUACUACCAGCUUUUCUGCUACAUCUACCAGGCCCGGAACCUGCUGGGCAACCGGAUCCAGACGUUCCAGGACCCCUUCCUCCGGUUGGUCUUCUUGAACCACAGCCAGUGCACCCAAACCCUGAGGAGCUCUGCAGCCCCCACGUGGGCCCAGACGCUCAUCUUCCAGCACCUCCUCCUGUACGAGAGCCCUCAGGACACCAGGGAGAGCCCGCCGCUCGUGGUGCUGGAGCUGUGGCAGCGGGACUCCCGGGGCAAGGAGAGCUUCCGGGGACGGAGCAUGUGGCCCCCAGUGGUCUGGCUGGAUGUCCAACAUCGGGUCUUGCCCCCCAUGAGGUGGCAUCCCCUUGCAAAAGAGUUGGGGGAGGAAGAGGGAGAGAUCUUGGCAUCCUGUGAGCUGAUCCUUGAGACUGAGGUACUGGGAGAGAGGGCCCUGCUGGGAGGUGAGCUGCCGAUCUUAAGCGUUCCCUGGAAGAACGGGGUCUUCACACUCCCCAAGAGCAUGCAGCCCACGCUAAGGAAAAUGGCGGUGGAGAUCCUGGUCUGGGGGCUCCGGAACAUGAAGCAGGUGAGCUCCCCCCAGCUGCUGGUGGAGUGCUGGGAGGAGACCCGGCAGACAGAGCCCAUCAGGGACUUCAAGACCAACCCCAACUUCGCCCAGUCGGUCCUCUUCCUCACGCUGUUCAUGCCCACGGAGGAGGCCUACGCGCUGCCCCUCGUGUUGAAGGUGGUGGACAAUAAGGACUUCGGCCAGCAGACCCUGGUGGGUCAGGCCAACGUUGACUCCCUGCAGCCCUACUUCUGUGACCCCUGGGCUUCAGACUACGUGCCCCCACGGCUUCCAAAGCUGUCCGUGAACAAGCACCAGUUCCUAGAUGACCUUGUUGAAAAGUUCUGGUUCAAGUCCAGCAAAGCUGAGGAUGAAGACGAGUAUGACGUGGACUGGUGGAGCAAGCUGUUCUGGGCCACGGGGGACGGCAAGUCCCUGAAGUACAAGGACAAAGACUACCACACCCUGGAGGUGUACGACUGUGAACUGGAGGCUGUGCCAGCCUUCCAGGGCCUGCAGGAUUUCUGCCAGACCUUCAAACUCUACCAGGAACAGCCCAAGUCAGACAGCCCUGUGGUCGGAGAGUUCAAGGGCCUUUUCCGUGUCUACCCCUUUCCCGAGAAUCCAAAAGCCCCCCAACCCCCCCGCCAGUUCUUGGUUUGGCCUCAUAAAGAAGACUUCCCUCAGCAAUGCCUGGUGCGGGUGUACGUGGUACGAGCCAUCAACCUGCAGCCCCAAGACUACAACGGCCUGUGUGACCCUUAUGUGAUCCUGAAGCUGGGACAGACAAAACUUGGCAGCCGAGACACGUACCAGCCCAACACCCUGAAUCCCAUCUUUGGCACGAUGUUUGAACUGAGCUGCACCAUCCCCCUGGAGAAGGACCUAGAGAUUGAGCUGUAUGACUUUGACCUGUUUUCACCUGACGAUAAGAUUGGCACCACAGUCAUCGACCUCGAAAACCGACUCCUGUCUGGCUUCGGGGCUCGCUGUGGGCUCUCCCAGUCAUACUGCCAGACAGGACCCUUUAGGUGGCGGGAUCAGGUGCCCCCAAGCUUCCUCCUGGAACACCACGCCAUACGGAAAGGAUUGCUUCCUCCUCUGUUCAACCCUGACGGCGACUCUGUUUUUUACAAUGGGAAAAAGUUCAAGCUGAAGCGCUUCGAGUCCCAGCCCCCUACUGCUCGUUACUUGGGUCCCAAAAAGGAGCGCCUUGCACUGUACCUCCUGCACGCCCAGGGGCUGGUACCCGAGCACCUAGAGACCCGCAUGCUGUACAGCAGCAACCAGCCAGGCAUUGACCAGGGAAAGAUACAAAUGUGGGUGGACAUCUUCCCCGAGAAACUGGGGCCUCCUGGCCCCCCAGUCAACAUCAGGCCCAGGAAGCCUAAAAGGUAUGAGCUGCGCUGCAUUAUCUGGAAAACUGCCCACGUGGACCUGAAGAGCGUCAAUCUGAGUAACGAGAAGAUGAGUGACAUCUACGUCAAAGGGUGGCUAUUCGGGCUGGAGAAGGACAUGCAGAAGACAGACAUCCACUACCAAUCCCUGACUGGCGAGGGCAUCUUCAACUGGCGGUUCAUCUUCACCUUGGACUACCUGGUGGCUGAGCAAAUGUGCGUCCUGAGCGAGAAGGACUACAUAUGGAGCUUAGACCCCAUGGUGAUGAAAUUUCCGGCCCGGCUCAUCAUCCAGAUCUGGGACAAUGACAUCUUCACCUACGAUGGCUUCCUAGGGGUCCUGGAGCUGGAUCUGUCUGACAUGCCCUUCCCGGCCCAGAACGCAACCAUGUGCUCCAUCAGGAUGAUGGAUGCUGACCCCAAGUGGCCCCACUUCUUCCCGCACAAGCGCUUCUCCCUCUUUAAGAAGAGGACUGCAACCGGCUGGUGGCCUUGCCAGGUCCUCGAGGAUGGCAAGUGGCGCUUAUCGGGUAAAGUGAAGAUGACACUGGAGAUUCUGUCUGAGGAGGAAGCCUUAAUCAGGGCAGCAGGACGUGGCCAGUCAGAGCCCAACCAAUACCCUACACUCCACGCUCCCCCGCGCUCCAACACCUUGCUCUCAUGGUUUCGGUCACCCAUUAGAAACUUCUGCUAUGUUUUCUGGAAACGCUACCGCUUUAAAAUCAUAAUCAUCUCAAUCAUAUUGAUUAUCGGGCUUAUGCUGUUCAGUUUCAUGUACUCAGCUCCGGGCUAUUUGGCCAUGAAAUGGGUCAAACCUGAGCUGCAGCUGGCUGCACCUAAGGAUAUAUUCACCAAUAUCAUCAAUUCACUGAACACCAGCAAGGCCAGCUCUUCCAACCUCACCACCCCAAGUCCUACCACAGGCCAUUAACUGGAACUCCU